CCCGCCGCCAAGGCAGCGAUGGAGAAAGACCCCAGCUACUACCAGGAUGCGGCCAAGCCAGUGGCGGGUGACGCGCUGGGCGCCGACGGGACGGAGACGCAGCUGGACGACUUUGUGGGUGCUCACCCCGACUACAACGAGGAGGAAGAGGAGCAGAAGUAUUUCCGCCGCCAGCGCCUCGGCGUGGUCAAGAACGUGCUGGCCGCCAGCCUGGCCGGCACGGUUACCUACGGUGUCUACCUGGGCCUCCUGCAGAUGCAGCUGAUCCUGCACUACGACGAGACUUACCGGGAGGUGAAGUACAGCAACAUACAGCUGGAGGACAUCGACCGCAAGGUGCUGAUGGGCAUCAACGUCACCCCCAUCGCAGCGCUGCUCUACACACCCGUCCUCAUCAGGUUUUUCGGCACCAAGUGGGCCAUGUUCCUGGCGGUGGGGAUCUACGCCCUCUUCGUCUCCAGCAACUACUGGGAGCGCUACUACACGCUGGUGCCCUCCGCCGUGGCCAUCGGGGUGGCCAUCGUGCCCCUCUGGGCUUCCAUGGGCAACUACAUCACGCGGAUGGCCCAGAAGUACUACGAGUGCGCCAACUACAAGGAGGAGCACGUGCAGGAGCAGCAGCGAGCACCGCGGGGUGCCUGCAACGCCUACAUCGUCAUCUUCCAGACCGUCUUCUACGCCUGCUUCCACCUGAGCUUCGUCUGUGCUCAGAUGCCCAUGCUCUUCUUCCUCAACAACUACCUCUACCAGCUCAACCACACACUCUUCGGGGUCAAGCACUGCGGGACCCUGAGCCACGGCACGCUGCCCGGCUUCAACAAGACGGUGCUGCAGAGCCUGCCCCGCAGCGUCAACCUCAUCAUCGUGGAGAGCGCCCUGAUGGCGGCCGCCUUCCUCGCCAUGCUGGUGGUCCUGGUGCUCUGCGGCUCGGCGUAUCGGCCCACGGAGGAGAUCGACCUGCGCAGCAUCGGCUGGGGGAACAUCUUCCAGCUGCCCUUCAAGCACAUGCGGGACUACCGCCUGCGCCACCUCUUCCCCUUGUUCAUCUACAGCGGCUUCGAGGUGCUUUUCGUCUGCACCGGCUUCUCCCUGAACUACGGCGUGUGUGCCCUGGGGCUGGAGAAGCUGGCGUACCUCCUCAUGGCCUACGGCUUCUCCGCCUCGGCCUGCUCCAGCCUGGCCCUUUGCAUGCUGCGCCUGCGGCGGCAGAUCCCACUGCUGGCCGGAGCCCUCAUCCACGCCGCCCUCCUGGUGACUCUCUUCUGCUGGGCACCCGAGCCCCGGCACCUGGUCCAGGCGCCUCAGCUCUACGCCAUAGCCGUGCUCUGGGGUAUGGGGAGCGCCCUCAACAAGACCAGCAUUAGCAUUCUCCUGGGCAUGCUGUACGAGGACAAGGAGCGCCAAGACUUCAUCUUCACCAUCUACCACUGGUGGCAGGCCCUGGCGAUCUUCACCGUCUACCUGUGGUCCGGGCUGCCCAUGAAGGCCAAGCUCUCCAUCAUGCUGCUGACGCUGGUGGUGGCGGUGUGGGCCUACCUCUGGAUGGAGCACAAGCUGGCGCAGCACGUGGCGUACCGCCUGCCCCGCAUCCCCCGCCCGCGCCACAGGAUGCACGGCUACCGCUACUUGGAGGAGGACAACUCGGACGAGACCGGCUCGGAGGGCGACGGCGGCAACGACGACAAUGAUGAGCACCCGGCGGAGGCCGCCGCUGGGGACGAGCUGCAGAAAGAUGAUGAGGACCAGCUGGGUUAG
Molecule: messenger RNA, 1755 nt
Organism: Gavia stellata (red-throated loon)
Lineage: Eukaryota; Metazoa; Chordata; Aves; Gaviiformes; Gaviidae
Gene: UNC93B1
Product: unc-93 homolog B1, TLR signaling regulator
Exons: 11
Coding region: 19-1755 (578 amino acids)
Biological process (GO): toll-like receptor 7 signaling pathway; intracellular protein transport; toll-like receptor signaling pathway
Cellular component (GO): lysosome; endosome
Molecular function (GO): Toll-like receptor binding
Source: RefSeq, a predicted model, not a curated record